UCUAAGGUUUUACUUAGGAUAAAGACUACUGCUUAAGAGCUCUUUUAGGCACCACAAAUGAUUUUUUCCUUCGAUGCAGUGCAGCUGCUUCUAGCCUGUCUACCGACAGAGAUCUUUGUUAUGACUUUCAGCCCUUAACAUGUUUGGAAAUGAGAACAAAUGGCACAAAGCUUACGAUUGCACUUUGCAGCCAGAAGAAGCAAUACUUAUCCUUUGUCAGAAACCUCCGGAGAUGAUUUGGAUAGCAAUGUUCACAUGUGCUUCAAAAGACCAACACGGAUUUCAACGUCUAACGUUGUUCAAAUGAAGCUGACUCCUAGACAGACUGCACUAGCUCCGUUGAUACAGGAAAACGUUAACUCUCAGGAAAGAUCAUCUGUUCCUUCACCUGAAAAUGUUAAUAAAAAGAGCAGCUGUCUGCAGAUUUCACUACAACCAACAAGGUACAGUGGAUGUCUUCAAUCUGGCAAUGUCUUAGCUGAUGGUGAUGAUGCUUCAUUUACAUCUGUCUUUAAGGAUGGCAUUUACAACAAUGCUGUGGCUGAUAAUGAGCUGAAUGCUGUGAAUGAUGGUAACCUUGUAAGCAGUUCGGCCAUUCACAGUGGGAGCCUCAGUAACUUUUCCACCAGUGAGAAUGGGUCUUACAGCAGCAAUGGUAGUGAUUAUGGAUCAUGCACAAGUAUCACAAGUGGUGGUUCCUACACAAACAGUAUCAUCAGUGACAGCAGUGGUUAUGCUUUUCCACCAACUGAUGAUACUUUUUUUGGUGGAAAUUUAUCUUCUGACAGCACCUCCAAUAGAAGUGUGCCAAACAGGAAUACUACUCCAUGUGACAUUCUUUCUAGAAGUCCAAGUACCGUUCCUUUUGUCCAGGAUGACUUGGAGCAUGGACUAGAAAUUAUGAAAUUGCCAGUGACCAGGAACUCGAAAAUUCCACUAAAACGUUGUUCAUCCUUAGUCAUUUUUCCUAGGAGUCCUUUAAAUACCCCACCGACUUCUCCAACAAGUACAGACGUUCUUCCAAGCAAAGGAUCCUAUCAAACCUCACACCAAUUUAUUAUUUCUCCUAGUGAAAUUGCCCACAGUGAAGAUGGUAGUAGCACUAAGGGAUUUCUUUCAACAGCUGUCAAUGGACUUCGGUUAUCUAAAACAAUCUGUACUCCCGGAGAAGUGAGAGACAUACGACCACUUCACAGGAAGGGUUCAUUACAAAAGAAAAUUGUUACUGCGAAUGAUAGUCUGAAUCAGACCGUCCGUGAAAAGUCGUCUGAAGGGUAUUCUUGUGUUUCAGUGCAUUUCACCCAACAAAAAGCAACUACAUUAGAUUGUGAAACAGCAAGUGGUGAUUGCAAACCAGAGAUGUCAGAAAUCAAGCUUAAUUCUCAUUCAGAGUGCAUUAAGCUUAUGCAGAGGACAUCUGCAUGUUUACCAUCCUCUCCACACCUAGAUUACCAAAUAAAUAUCAAUGGACAGUUGGAAAGACCAAAUUUACAGAUAAACAAAAACCAUGCUAUUUUACAGAGAAGUGUUUCAUUGGGAGGAACUUACCCAAAUGUUUCCUGUUUAUCCAGCCUCAAGCACAAUUGUUCUAAGGGGGGACCAUCACAAUUACUCAUAAAAUUUGCACCUGGAAAUGAAGAUAAAGUUGAUAACUUAUCAAGAGACAGUAACAGAGAUUUCACAAAUGAACUAUCUAAUUCUUUAAAGCAUUCUUGUAAGACAAGAGAUGAUUUCCUAGGUCAAGUGGAUGUUCCUCUUUAUCCAUUACCGACAGAAAAUCCAAGAAUGGAGAGACCAUAUACGUUUAAGGAUUUUGUUCUUCACCCAAGAAGUCACAAAUCAAGAGUUAAAGGUUAUCUGAGAUUAAAAAUGACUUAUUUACCUAAAACCAGUGGCUCAGAAGAAGAUAACACAGAACAGGCCGAGGAACUAGAGCCUGGCUGGGUUGUUUUGGACCAACCGGAUGCUGCCUGCCAUUUGCAGCAGCAGCAAGAACCUUCUCCUCUACCUCCAGGAUGGGAAGAGAGGCAGGAUAUUCUUGGAAGGACCUACUAUGUAAACCAUGAAUCUAGAAGAACACAGUGGAAAAGACCAACCGCUCAGGACAACCUAACUGAUGCUGAGAAUGGUAACAUGCAACUGCAAGCACAGCGUGCAUUUACUACCAGACGGCAGAUAUCUGAGGAAACAGAAAGUGUGGAUAAUCGAGAAUCUUCCGAGAGCUGGGAAAUUAUAAGAGAAGAUGAAGCCACCAUGUAUAGCAAUCAGGCCUUCCCAUCACCUCCAGCAUCAAAUAACUUGGAUGUUCAGACUCAUAUUGCAGAAGAAUUGAAUGCCAGACUCACAAUUUGUAGAAACUCAGCCACCAGCCAGCCAGUAUCCAGCUCAAAUCAUUCCAGCAGAAGAGGCAGCUUACAAGCCUAUACUUUUGAGGAACAGCCUACACUUCCUGUGCUUUUGCCUACUUCAUCUGGAUUACCACCAGGUUGGGAGGAAAAACAAGAUGAAAGAGGAAGAUCAUAUUAUGUAGAUCACAAUUCCAGAACUACUACCUGGACAAAGCCCGUUGUACAGGCCACGGUGGAGACCAGUCAGCUGCAGCCAAGCCAGAGUGCGGCAUGUCCUCAACCACAGGUCCCCGUGAGUGAGUCAGCGCAGCAGGGGACACAGGCGGCUGAAAUGGAGCAAGGAUUCCUCCCUAAAGGCUGGGAAGUCCGGCAUGCGCCAAAUGGGAGGCCUUUCUUUAUUGACCACAACACCAAAACCACUACCUGGGAAGAUCCAAGACUGAAAAUUCCAGCUCAUCUAAGAGGAAAGAUGUCACUGGAUUCUUCCAAUGAUCUGGGGCCUUUACCUCCAGGAUGGGAAGAAAGAACUCAUACAGAUGGAAGAAUCUUCUACAUAAAUCACAAUAUAAAAAGAACACAAUGGGAAGAUCCUCGGUUGCAAAAUGUAGCAAUAACUGGACCAGCAGUGCCCUACUCCAGGGAUUACAAAAGAAAGUAUGAGUUCUUCCGACGAAAGUUGAAGAAGCAGAACGACAUUCCAAACAAAUUUGAAAUGAAACUUCGCCGUGCAACUGUCCUUGAGGACUCUUACAGGAGGAUUAUGGGUGUCAAGAGAGCGGAUUUCCUCAAGGCUCGACUGUGGAUUGAGUUCGAUGGUGAAAAGGGAUUAGAUUACGGAGGAGUCGCUAGAGAAUGGUUUUUCCUGAUCUCAAAGGAAAUGUUUAACCCUUAUUAUGGGUUGUUUGAAUAUUCUGCUACGGAUAAUUACACCCUACAGAUAAAUCCAAACUCUGGAUUGUGUAACGAGGAUCACCUCUCUUACUUCAAGUUUAUUGGCCGAGUAGCUGGAAUGGCAGUUUAUCAUGGCAAACUGUUGGAUGGUUUCUUCAUCCGCCCAUUUUACAAGAUGAUGCUACACAAACCAAUAACACUUCAUGAUAUGGAAUCGGUGGAUGGUGAAUAUUACAAUUCACUAAGAUGGAUUCUUGAAAAUGAUCCAACAGAAUUGGACCUCAGGUUUGUCAUAGAUGAAGAACUUUUUGGACAGACACAUCAACAUGAAUUGAAAAUUGGUGGAUCAGAAAUAGUUGUCACCAAUAAGAACAAAAAGGAAUAUAUUUAUCUUGUAAUACAGUGGCGAUUUGUAAACCGAAUCCAGAAGCAAAUGGCUGCUUUUAAAGAGGGAUUUUUUGAACUAAUACCACAGGAUCUUAUCAAAAUUUUCGAUGAAAAUGAACUAGAGCUUCUUAUGUGUGGAUUGGGAGAUGUCGAUGUGAAUGACUGGAGAGAACACACAAAAUAUAAGAAUGGCUACAGUGUGAAUCAUCAAGUCAUACAGUGGUUCUGGAAGGCUGUUCUAAUGAUGGAUUCAGAAAAAAGAAUAAGAUUACUUCAGUUUGUCACUGGCACAUCUCGAGUGCCUAUGAAUGGAUUUGCUGAACUCUAUGGCUCAAAUGGACCACAGUCAUUUACAGUUGAACAGUGGGGUACCCCGGAAAAGCUGCCAAGAGCCCAUACAUGCUUUAAUCGCUUGGACUUGCCACCCUAUGAAUCAUUUGAAGAAUUAUGGGAUAAACUGCAGAUGGCAAUUGAGAACACUCAAGGCUUUGAUGGCGUUGAUUAGAUUCCAUGUAACAACCUAGAGUGUUUCACUGCCACUUUUGUCUAAGCAAAAUCUUGACUUAAAAUUUUCCAGGGAACUACUACAACUUGGCCUUUGUUUCUUCCCAGAUAGUGGAGACAAACCCGAUAAAAGUAUUAGAAGCAGUAUGACAACCUUACUGUUAUUUCAUUCACUUUUAAAUAAUACGUUGCAUUCACACAGAUGUUUCUAUCUUUAGAGUUCCCACUCUAGGAUUUAAGUCCCUUGUGCCUGAAAUAGUUUUGUCCUUAACAUUUACCUCUUUUACAGUAUUUGCCAGGCAGUUCUUUCUUAAACUACUGAAAUUAUAACUGUGAAAUAUUUGUGAUAAAUGUCUUGUGUGAAAAGUUGGAUGCUUUUUGAGAAGGAAAACUGAAAUUUGGAAAAGAAUACCUUAAUAUUGAUUAAACUACAAUGUAUUUCAUGCUGCCUACAGCUAUUUAUUGUUUUGUAGACCUGCCUCUUGCACCUUACUGCCCAGAUUUUUGGAAAAACCUUGGAAAAUGUAUUACCUUUCUUUUUCGUCCACUGACUCCCUUGCAAAAAAAAAAUUGUUUACUUCUUAAUUUUAAAAGUAUUUGGCUUUUGUUAAUAUGUAGCAUUACUGAACAAGGUGGUUUGUAAGAUGUGUGAAGCGAAUUAAGAUUCGCAGUGUGAAGAGUAUUAACACCUUUGCCUUUGCCUGUAUAUCUUUAUGGUUCACUGGCAUAAUCAUUACUCCUCCGUGUUUAAAGCAAAAGAAUUCCUUCUUCAGACACUACACUAAAGCUUCACAGAGCAGUAUUUCUAAAUAUGCCUUGAAGAACUAAGUUAAAUGUAUAGUACCUGCUUUUACUAGUCAUUCUUUAUACUUGCACAAUUAUGUAGUAAAUAUAUGUUUACAGAGUUUAUUAUGUUUACAGAUUAAGCUAAUUUCUGUAGUUGCAUUUUUAUAUUUUUAGUAUCUCUCUUUAGUCAAAAAACCAAAUAAUUUGUUAAGCAUAACCAAAGAACAGUUGUAAUGAGUAAUUUGUAUUAAGCCUAUUACCCACAUUUCUUAUGCUUUUUUAAAAUACUGUUUACUAUGAAAAUGAUGUUUUACUAUAAAUCCAAAAUUCUUUGGGAAAAAUGCAACAAGUAGAAUCCUACUUUAACCAAAUUGAAGUAUGUAGAAAUCAUGUGCAUGCAUUCAACAAAUGUGUACUGAAUGCCUGCUGUGUGCCUAGCCCUGUGCAAGGCCCUGGGGGUGAGAGCUGUCAGCUUCAAAGAAAUCUAGCUCAGUCCUCACCUCAAGGAAGUUACAGAUAUGUAAAUGAGUUUGUAAACAGUCAAAAGUAGCAGUGAGCAGAAGGAGGCAAAAGGGAAUGUGUUCUGUACACCUGUGAAGAUGAAGUGUGCCAAGACUUGUAUUUAUAUGUUUCAUACAUAUAUUAGAAUGAUUACAAGAAAACGCUCUUGCAAAAAGUUAAACCUGUUUCUAAUAUGGCAUCUUGGUGAUUGAGGAGUAAUUGUAAAUAUAUGUUAUAAAUCUUCUUAAAUACAUAUGUAUACUCAGAGAGUUGUAAUUUUAGUAUAUGUGCUGCUGAAGCAAGCACUCGGAGAGUUGUAAAAAGUGCUUCUGAUUACUGGUUUAAGUUUGUGGGGUAUGACACUAUGGGUACUUAUCGCACUGGUAAGGAUCUCCAGUGUGACAAAGUAGCAAAACUGCUUUCCACACACCACCUCUGCAGCACGGCUUGGGGAAGGUCAUUCACAGAUUGGUGCACUCUGUGUUUUAUUUUCACCUGUGUUAACUAGCAUUCAGGCAAGACCACCGGAUAGAGUACUAGUUUUAUCACUUACCAACUGUUUAAACUGAAGCAACUUACUUAACCUCUCUGGGCUCCUGUUCUUUCAUCAGUCAAAGAACAAUCAUACCCACUCUCAUUGUCAGGGAAGAUUGUUGUAAGUUUCAGAGAGCUGCUUUGUGCUUUGUGUUGACCAGAAGAUGCUUUGUGCUUUGUGUUGACCAUCAGAUUUUAUCAAAUCAGGUAUGCACACUAGCUACACUCCCAAAGAAGAAUCUCUUCCUUUAAAAAUAAAAUAUCUGCUAACAAAGAAGUAGGAACAUCUCUGAUGUUGACUAUAUAUGUAUGUGUGUGUUUAUAUAUGCCAUCAGAAUUCAUUUUCUCCACAUCAGCAAAGUAAUAUUAAUAUGGGCCAAUGCAUUUUGAAAUGUCCUCAUUGUAGAGAACUUAAUGUGAAAACUAUUUUUGUUCACACAGGAUUUUGCCAUAUAAUUGUUUAUCAUUUCUGUGAAAUAUAGCAGAUCAGAGUUUGAGAAAAUAUAAAACUUGCUUUUCAUCUGACUGAUACUCACUUGGAUGGUUCUGUGACUCAUAUAAAACAAGAUAUUAAUGAAACCAGACACUGCCACCAGCUCCCAGCAACAGACCAUCAUCCCCUUCAUCUCCAGUUGUGGCUGAUGGUCUGCAGGGUACCUGUAUCAAGCCACACAGCCUCUCAUCCCAGGUAGAAAAGUGUCCCAAAUGCACUCUACAGGUAGAGAGUGAAUUGGGUCAUCUUCAUAAAGCAAGGAUGUUCUAUUUUUCUAGAAAUUAUAAGCACUUAAUUUUAACCUAUAUUUUCUCUGUAAUCAAGCAAACUUUAACAUAGACAUAAAAUUGGAAAACAAACACAUUUCACCCUAACUCAAAUUUAAAUGGAAUGUUUUCAUUUUUUUAUUUAUAAUGCUGAAAUGAUCCUACAGAAUUACCAAGUUUAACACAAUUUGUUUUGAUUAUAAGCCAUUUGACAUUGUUUUAAAAAAUCUUCUUGUAUGGUAAAUAUAUAUCAAGAUUAAUGUAUCAAAUUUAUUGCAUACUUUAAAGUAUAAAAUAAUGUUU
This is a messenger RNA of Nyctereutes procyonoides (raccoon dog), 7013 nucleotides long. RefSeq names its product NEDD4 E3 ubiquitin protein ligase (gene NEDD4). The record is from RefSeq and is a predicted model, not a curated record. Gene Ontology annotation, molecular function: protein binding; ubiquitin protein ligase activity; sodium channel inhibitor activity. Gene Ontology annotation, biological process: regulation of dendrite morphogenesis; receptor catabolic process; ubiquitin-dependent protein catabolic process. NCBI's taxonomy places the organism in Eukaryota, Metazoa, Chordata, Mammalia, Carnivora, Canidae. The transcript is spliced from 25 exons. Bases 160 to 4131 code for a protein of 1323 amino acids.